Messenger RNA from Drosophila montana, 2385 nucleotides. RefSeq lists its product as uncharacterized. NCBI's taxonomy places the organism in Eukaryota, Metazoa, Arthropoda, Insecta, Diptera, Drosophilidae. Bases 116 to 2083 code for a protein of 655 amino acids. The transcript has a single exon. The record is from RefSeq and is a predicted model, not a curated record.
GUAAGCUACGUAGCCCAGUGUAGCCAGUAUGUAGAGUAGUCAAGUACUAGGCACACCUCUGCGAUAACAAUCAGUCGAUUCAUAUACAAAACUCGCAUUGAGAAGCAGCAGCAAGAUGAGCAGGAAUUUAGAAAUAACUUCAGACGUGAACUAUCUCACAAUCGAGGGCGUUUGUCGCAACAAAAAUGAGAUGCCAAAGUAUUUAACCGAAGAAUUGGUGAAUGAUGUCUUCCAAGUGAUCCAGAAGGAUGAAACAUAUCAGACGAAAAUUUCCAGCAGUGAUUGCACCAACUAUCGUAAGAAAAUCAUUAAAAAUGAUAACGAUGAUAUGGAUCCGCGACUCAAAUGCUGGAAAAAGGUGUUGCGCGACCGCAAAGUGUUGCAGGGCCGAAUUGAACGGCACACUGGGAAGCGGGGCGAGGAUGUGCUCUUCAAUCGGCAUGCCACCAUCGAUGAGCAGACCAAGCGGAUGCUCUUACGUCUCAUGGACUCGGCCGAGCGCAGCGAAGGUGUGCCCCCCACCCGAGUCGGGGGUGCGCUAAAGAUGCGCCAGCAACUGGAACUGUGCCGUGAGUUGCCCGAAAUGCGCGUCACGGAGCCCAAACUGCAAACGCUGGAAUUUGUGGGCCUGCCACAGGUAACACAGCUGGAGCUGGCCGGUACACAAGCGCCGGGCGAGAGUCAAUGGCUGCGCUCGGAGGUGUUGGGCGAGCGACUGGAGGCACAGGCGGAAAACAUCAAGCGUGUGCUAGCAUACUGCCCCGAGAUGGAACAGCUGCAGGUCUCAUCGCUGCCCAAGCCGUCCGGUGUGCCAAUCAUGGACAGCAAGCGCCUGGGCGAGGAUACGAUGUUCGAAGUGUCGACCGAGACAAGCCAGGCUGCAAUGGCCGUGACUGAAGCUAUCAAAGAGCAGCCACUGCCGCCGCCGCCGCCGGUGGCCGACAAAAACGCCGCCUGGACCGUUAACAAUGUGAUCAGAAUCAAUGGACAAGCCUAUGGCUUCGGCGACAUCAGCGGCGUCCUCAGCAGCGAGCUGCUUCUGUACUUUAAGUGCGAUCCGAUACAGCGGGUGUGCAAGACCAUCGUCCAGCUGAAGAACAUUGGCACCAAGUUCGUCCAAGUACGCUGGCAGAUGAGCAGCCUUCAGAAUAAGGAGCUGCAGCAGCACAUGGUCUACAACUCGGAAUUCCUGUUCGACACAAAUCCCUUUGUGCUGCUGCCCGGCGAGGAGCGACGCAUCGAUGUCAUGUACCAGCCCGUUAAGGUGGGCAUCAAGAAGCAGCGCUGGUGCAUGAACAUGUUGCGCUCCCCAUUCUGUGGCGCGCGUCGUCUAUAUGUUCGCUUCCAUGGCAUCUGCACGCUGCCCGUUUGCCAUUGCGAACGACUCGAUCGGGAUCAGCGUGUGGUCGUGGACAAGCGCAACCAUCAGGUCGCCGAGCGACUGACUAAGCUGCAUGCCGAGCUGGCGCCCAUUGUGGAUUGCCCCACAUUGCAAUGUCCCUACGAGCGUUCCCUGGACGAGCGUGAGCUAUUUUCGGCACAGAAUCCGGGCUUCAAGUGCGUACGUUAUGCGGAUCUGGAGACGCUCAAGGAGCUAUAUUCGCUGGUAAAGAAGCCGCGCCAGCCAGCCUGGGAUUAUCGCCUGGACACGAUGCGGCAGUGCAUCUACCAGCACAAGCCGCAGCAGCGCGUAACACUGCAGAAUAUUCUCAGCGAGCUGCUGGGACCGAUGCGCUGCAAUUCGAAUGACUCGUUCGGCGAUUCGCAUUUCAAUCAGCACCGCGAACGCUCCUGUUUCCUCUAUGUGCGCGGCAUUGUUUGCAGCACCAUUGAGGAGUGGGAGGCCCUGAGCGAGACCUUGGGCCAGCAGUUUUUCAAGUGCGAUCUGCAGCGCUAUGUUAAUGAUAUGGAAGCGGAGGGCCAGAAGCUGCCCAUUGAUUCAGACUAUGUGGAAUGGCUCGUAUCCAGGAAGGUCAUGAGUAGCAAGUAUUUUAAGGAUGCGCUUUAUAUACAAACCUAUACGCUGGUCUGUGAUGCCGCCGAGAAUAUUGUGUCCGCCAUCGAGAGCACUGCGAAUCUGUGAAUCAUAUGCUAGUCGAGGAUUUUGUGAACAUCUAGUUUCCGUUUGUCCUUCAAUUCGAAUUCGAAUAUUUGUACCUUUUUUUUUUAGAGAUUUGUAGCGCCCCCCCCCCCCCUGACUUGCCAAAAAGCAAUUCCAAAUCAAAAUCGUUCACUAAAUAUAGUAUUUCAAUGCUUUAGAAAAGCAUUCAUAUUUCCAAUAUAUACCUACAUAACAAUUAUAAUCAAUCAUGGAGCCCCAACCGAACGGCCGAACCAAAGGGGAUGAACAGAAAAUAUUCGAUACGUUGUUCACACCGCUGACAA